Molecule: messenger RNA, 1419 nt
Organism: Coprinopsis cinerea okayama7#130
Lineage: Eukaryota; Fungi; Basidiomycota; Agaricomycetes; Agaricales; Psathyrellaceae
Exons: 5
Coding region: 1-1419 (472 amino acids)
Biological process (GO): vesicle budding from membrane; late endosome to vacuole transport via multivesicular body sorting pathway
Cellular component (GO): multivesicular body; ESCRT III complex
Source: RefSeq, a predicted model, not a curated record
AUGGCUUCGACACCGAGCACACCUUCAUCCUCAUCCCAGGUUCUGUCCUUUCCACCGUUUAAUUCGACGUCGACGUCACGACUUCAAUCUCUAUACUCAGACCUCUCGAGGAAGAAGCAUUCGGAUCCAGCUUCUUUUCAGGCCGAUGUCGUGUGGUGGAAGAAGGCUCUUGAGACCAUAGUGAGCACUGGUCUCCAGGAUGGCGAUGAAAGCACAAGCAACUCGUCGAAAAGACUGAUUCUGCAGGCCAAUGCAUCUCUUAUGGACCUGGUUAAAGUUCCAAAGGUCGGGAAGCCGCUGGCAUUAGGCUCCGUGCUCGCUGAAUUACAUGCAUCUAACACUUUCAUUCCGAUAACCGACUUUAUCAACAUGAAAGCUUCACUUUACGCGACAAGCUCGUUACCUGUCCGGAUUGCUUCCUAUGUAAUUGGCAGGCCGUUGUGGUGGGCUCUGGAAACAGCAGGCAUUGUGGGCGACGAGGGCAUCCUUGGGUCAAGCAUGAGGGAAAGGAACAGAGGCACUGCGUGGUACGGGGAAUACGUCCUGGUGCCCCUGGUAGAGAAGGCCGGGAAUGCGAUCAUCCAGAUGCAGGAAGAGGCGGGGGCUGGUCCAGCAGAUGCCUUGUACAGUUGGUCAGGCUUCAGCAAGACCUUUGCUAGUGCUAUAGAAGGAGGAUCCCAAGACCAGCUGCAUAAAGACGACGUGAAGGUGUUGUUGAAGUUCCUUGAAAGGGAUCGGGGUGUUUUGGUCUAUGACAAAAAUGUAAUAAAGUUUGUCGACCCCAGUGGGCCUUCAGAGGAACGAACAAUCACAGCAGUCGACCGGGGUGUGUUAGAACUCAAGAAUGCCGUAGAGUCUGUUCGUACUCAAAUAGACGCGCUCCAACGUAAGAUGGACAGGUGUACGAGGGAUGCAUCAGCAGCAUUGAGGCAAGACCGCAAAGCUAUCGCUCUGAACCAUAUACGGUUACGGAAGCAGCUUCAAGAACUCCUAACUAAACGACUCAGCUCUUUGAGUACGCUCGAGAGUACAUUGCUGACUGUCGAAGCCUCCAUGGGUGACAUCGAGAUCAUGAACUCAUACGAGGCCUCCACCGCUACAUUGAAAUCUAUCCUCACACAUCCCUCGUUACAGCGCGAGAACAUCGACAAGACAUUAGAGGCUCUUGCAGAAGCUAAUGCCGAUGCUCGCGAGGUCAAUGAGGCUGUCCAGAUUGGAGGCGACGUCGCUGUGGGCGCUGCUACGGACGACGAUGUGGAAGAGGAAUAUGAAGCUUUAUUGCGGGAAAUGGAGACCAUCGAGAUCGACGAGAAGUUUCUGGAGUCUCGACGGAGAUUGCAGGAAUCUGAAGCACCUCAGCAUCGUCCUGUGUCUCAACAGCAGGGAAAACAAGAGAGGACGCCUGUUCUGGCUGCUUAA